Penicillium waksmanii is the source of this 306-nucleotide messenger RNA. RefSeq lists its product as uncharacterized. The transcript has a single exon. The record is from RefSeq and is a predicted model, not a curated record. Bases 1 to 306 code for a protein of 101 amino acids. NCBI's taxonomy places the organism in Eukaryota, Fungi, Ascomycota, Eurotiomycetes, Eurotiales, Aspergillaceae.
AUGAUUGCGUUGAUGAAGUUCUUCUAUCGCAGAGAAUACUUCUCCAAGGACGACUUCCCUAGUCCACUCGGAUUCCUCGCUGCUGUCUACCAAGUUGCGGAUAAAUACCUCGUCCCACAACUGAAGAAAGACUCCCUACAGAGAUUCAGAUCCAUGUUGAAUGAGAAUUGGGACUCCGAUGAUUUCCUCAGUGUCAUACCACUUGUUUACGAAAGCAUACCAAAGAGCGAUCGCGGACUUCGGGACCUGGUGGUUGACGCCGCUGACCCUUAUCUUGAGGAGCUUACGACCAAACAGGCCUUCUAA